This is a messenger RNA of Centropristis striata (black sea bass), 2592 nucleotides long. It is a transcript of the gene etfdh, whose product is annotated as electron transfer flavoprotein dehydrogenase. Gene Ontology annotation, cellular component: mitochondrial inner membrane. Gene Ontology annotation, biological process: electron transport chain. Gene Ontology annotation, molecular function: iron-sulfur cluster binding; electron-transferring-flavoprotein dehydrogenase activity. The coding region runs from base 201 to 2054 and encodes 617 amino acids. Lineage: Eukaryota; Metazoa; Chordata; Actinopteri; Perciformes; Serranidae. The record is from RefSeq and is a predicted model, not a curated record. The transcript has 13 exons.
UGCAGCGGCGCAGCUUUGGACUCACCCAAACGUUUGUGUUAUGAGACGUUGUUUUGUAAGGCAGCUCAGUAUUUGUUUGCUAACCAGCCGGUUUCACAAGCUGAGCACUGGCGAAAGUGAGGACACUGCAACUCAACCUCAGCCGAUUUAAACAAAGAACAAGCGCUGGAGUCCAGUGAGAGUACACUAGAUGACAUAUAAUGUUUCCAGCUAGCAGAUAUUCAGCUCACAGGUGUAUCAGGGUAUGGAAGAAGGUACAGAUAGACCCUCAGCUGUACACAACACUAAACAGACGGGCAUGCUCUUCGCUGAUAACCCCCCGCAUCACUACACACUACACCAUCCAUUCUCGAGACAAAGAUCCAAGAUGGGAAGGGGUCGAAAUGGAAAGGUUUGCCGAUGAGGCAGACGUGGUGAUAGUCGGUGGAGGCCCUGCAGGUCUUUCAGCAGCCAUUCGUUUGAAGCAGCUCGCCAACGAACAUGAGAAGGAACUGCGAGUGUGCCUUGUGGAGAAAGCCUCUCAGAUUGGAGCGCACACCCUAUCAGGAGCCUGUUUGGAGCCAUCUGCCCUCAAUGAACUUUUUCCUGAUUGGAAGGAACGGGGGGCACCAAUGAACACUCCAGUGACUGAAGACGUGUUCAACAUUUUAACGGAGAAACACAGAAUCCCUGUCCCCAUUUUGCCAGGUCUGCCUAUGAGGAACCAUGGCAACUACAUUGUGAGGCUGGGGAACUUUGUGCGCUGGCUGGGGGAGCAGGCAGAGGAGCUUGGAGUGGAGCUGUAUCCUGGUUAUGCUGCAGCUGAGGUUUUGUUUCAUGAAGAUGGAAGUGUAAAAGGAAUUGCCACCAAUGAUGUAGGCAUUGCCAAAGAUGGCUCGCCGAAGGAUAUUUUUGAAAGAGGAAUGGAGCUCCAUGCUAAAGUCACGUUGUUUGGAGAGGGCUGCCAUGGACACUUGGCUAAGCAGCUUUAUAAGCAAUUCAACCUGCGGGAGAAUUGUGAACCCCAGACCUACGCCAUUGGCCUGAAAGAGGUGUGGACGAUUGAUGAGAAGAAGUGGAGGCCAGGCAGAGUGGAGCAUUCUGUGGGCUGGCCCCUGAACAGAAACACAUAUGGAGGAUCCUUCCUCUAUCAUCUGAAUGAGGGAGAGCCUCUUGUGGCAUUGGGCUUUGUGAUUGGUCUGGACUACAGCAACCCUUACCUGAGCCCCUUCAGGGAGUUCCAGCGCUGGAAACAUCAUCCCUCCGUAGCUCCCACUCUGGAGGGAGGCAACAGGAUUGCAUAUGGAGCCAGGGCACUAAAUGAGGGAGGAAUACAGUCUAUCCCAAAACUGACUUUCCCGGGAGGGCUGCUGAUAGGCUGCAGCCCCGGCUUCAUGAACGUCCCAAAGAUCAAAGGCACCCACACAGCUAUGAAGAGUGGCAUGCUGGCUGCUGAGGCUAUUUUCCCCAAAGUCACAGCUGAGAGCCUGGAUUCAGAGACGGCAGGGCUCCAUGUACCUGAGUAUGCUGAGACCUUGAAGAAUUCAUGGAUAUGGAAAGAGCUGCACGCAGUAAGAAACAUCAGGCCGUCCUUCCACAAUUACUUCGGCCUGUAUGGUGGAAUGGUCUACACUGGAAUCUUCUACUGGAUCUUCAGAGGAAAAGAGCCAUGGACACUCAAACACUGUGGCCUUGACGCAGACCAGCUGAAACCAGCUAAAGAUUGUACACCGAUUGAAUACCCCAAGCCUGACGGAAAGAUAAGCUUUGACCUGCUUUCCUCUGUGGCUCUGAGUGGCACCAACCACGAGGGAGACCAGCCCCCCCAUCUGACCCUAAAGGAUGACGGCGUCCCGGUUGACAGGAAUCUGGGUAUAUAUGACGGACCUGAGCAACGCUUUUGCCCUGCAGGUGUGUACGAGUAUGUUCCCCUGGAAACGGGAGAUGGGAUGAGAUUGCAGAUAAACGCUCAGAACUGUGUCCACUGUAAGACCUGUGAUAUCAAGGACCCGAGCCAAAAUAUCAACUGGGUUGUGCCUGAAGGUGGUGGAGGACCAGCCUACAAUGGAAUGUGAACAUCUUGGGGUUCUUUUUUUUUUUUUAAUCUCUUUGUCAAUAACUAUAACCUUCAAGUAUCAUGCAUUCAGAGUUGCAGUGCUUACCAGUGAAUGGAAAAUGUGCCUAAGUAUUGAGCAGAAAAUAAGUAAAUAGCGGUUUAUGAGUAUGAAAAAGAAAGGAAAAUGUUAGAAAUACAACUGCAUUUUUCAUAGAAAAGGCAGUUGGAUAUUAAGUUAACGAUGUGGCACAGGGGUUAUGCACCCAUGCUAAAUAGAGGACCAUAUCAAACUGAAGUUAGAAGUCACAAUUUGCUGUUUCUGCUUUAAAAUCCACAAUAUGGACAUUUAACACAGAAAAGAAAGCUAAGUGGCACUAAACUGGAAUAGUUAAUAUAUUUCCUUCACAAUGUCAUACUUGAAAAAGCAAACAUGCGGCUCUCAUUUUUAUUUCAGCAUUUAUUCCAGGUAUAUUUGGACAACUUUUGAUCCGCACAGUAUUGUACAUAAAAUCAUUAGAUGAUAUCACAGUAAUGAAUAAAGAACUCUUGACUGUUAA